Molecule: messenger RNA, 765 nt
Organism: Mollisia scopiformis
Lineage: Eukaryota; Fungi; Ascomycota; Leotiomycetes; Helotiales; Mollisiaceae
Product: SGNH hydrolase
Exons: 6
Coding region: 1-765 (254 amino acids)
Molecular function (GO): hydrolase activity, acting on ester bonds
Source: RefSeq, a predicted model, not a curated record
AUGAGCAAAUCAUAUCCCCAGUUUCUCCUCUUUGGAGACUCUAUCAUCCAGAUGUCGAGCUAUCUCCGUGAUGGCUAUUCUUUCGCGGCAAUCCUCUCCGAACAUUGCAUUCGAAGCUUUGACAUUAUCAACAGAGGAUUGAGCGGAUACAAUACGGCAAACGCCAUGCUCAUUCUGCAAGACAUCGUUCCAUCUCCAGAUACAGCCAAAGUGGCUUACUUGGCCAUUCUCUUUGGCGCAAAUGAUGCAUGUCUCCCCAACAGUCCUAGCCGUCAACAUGUCCCACUGGAAGACUAUCGGAGGAACAUCAAGACCAUCCUCACGCAUCCCGUGGUGAAAGCUCAAGAUCCCACCAUUCUUCUCAUCACUCCACCACCUGUCAACGAAAGUCAACUCGAGGUCAAUGCAGAUGGCACGACAUCUCGGCAACAAACUGUAACGGCCAAGUAUGCAGAUGCCAUUCGUGAGAUUGUUACCGAGUCAGAGAAUGAGAAAGUCGUGUUAAUUGAUCUUCAUGCUGUCAUGAUGAAAAAGGCCACGGCCAUGGUAACUCAAAAUGGUGGAUCCUUAGACAAGGCUUUGCAGACUUUAUUAAUGUCCAGAGCAACAAAUUGUCCACAGAAUACUGACUUACUCAGGGUGGAUGGGCUUCACCUGACUGGAGCUGGCUACAAGAUCUUUGUUGAAGAAGUCCUGUCCCAUGUCGAAGUUCCUCCUCGAAUAUUCCCCCUCUGGGCCGAAGCUCCAAGAAAUGAUAGAGGAUAG